CAACCAGAAUGUACCUCCUAAAUUCGCUGUAUCUGUAAAUGGUCUUGCUUUGUAACUCUUCUGAGCUGACCAGGGUGAUUUCAAUUUGUUUCUUCUGUGAGGCUCCGGGCCAAUUUUUGUUCUUUGUAUUAAGAGAUUUGGGGAGAAUGAGUUGGCUGGUGCAGCGUGGAUGUUUUUUGUCUACUCCAUCUGUUGGUUUAAAUGGUGAAGCCCCCAUUUCUCACUUAAGGUGCUGAGCAAUCCAAAGGGAAUCGAAACAUGGAGCGUGGUUCUGAGAAAAUCUUCAGAAAUUUUCCUGAAACCAAAGAUAUGUGCUCAGGUGAUUCGUUACCAUUUACACUUUUUUCUUACAGAUUGUUACUGUACCUUACUUAGUAUUGUCUAUUUUGUAAAGUGCUUUCUGACUUAUAUCAUAUUGAGAAAGUUUUGACUA
Messenger RNA from Arabidopsis thaliana (thale cress), 433 nucleotides. RefSeq lists its product as uncharacterized. Bases 39 to 236 code for a protein of 65 amino acids. The record is from RefSeq and is marked reviewed. The transcript has a single exon. NCBI's taxonomy places the organism in Eukaryota, Viridiplantae, Streptophyta, Magnoliopsida, Brassicales, Brassicaceae.